This is a messenger RNA of Amoebophrya sp. A25, 704 nucleotides long. The record is from the annotation of a GenBank genome assembly. Lineage: Eukaryota; Dinophyceae; Syndiniales; Amoebophryaceae.
CCUGUAUUAAAGAGGACCGAUGAGGUAAGCGUAAGCGGCAACAAAAAUGGCGUCUUCUUCUGCAUCAGUUGCGCAAGCCCUUCGAAGCGGCGUGGAAACUCGAGAAGUGGGAAAGCCUCAAAGCCAAAGCCUCAACAGAGAUGAACCGCUGCAGGAACAGGCGCCUUCGUCUCCAAUUAAGGCUCACCUUGAUUCACCUUCCCCGAGUACUUUUCUCAGCGUUCUUCUUGAAUCGUUCUGCGGGUGUAUUUGCUCCCAAUAUAUUCUGCGAGGUGAACUUACGCCGUCACCUGUUUUCAGGAAAUAUACAGAACAAGCCUCUACUACUAUAUUAAUUUUUCACCGAUUUUGAAUAUGUAAUGACUCUGAGGGGCUCUAGGACUCUGAGGGGCCCUCUUCUAACUCAGCAUCUUCACCAAGGAAAGCGUUCUAUUUGGUGCUAAGCCUUGGACUCCACUUGGCAUUCGGUUUUUUCCAAGUGAUCGGGCGCUAUUUGCAAACAGUGGCAGGGAUCCCCGCCUUUUAUCUCCUCGGCGGAAUCCACGCAGUUGCCUGCAUCUUCAAUUUUAUCGCACAUCCGUUGUUAUCUCAGUGCAUUCUUCGCUCCUCGAAGGGACAUACAAGCCUUGCAGGAAGCAAGAACAGCAGCGAAGGGUCGUCAAAUGCACGAUCCAAGAAUCAAGGAGGGACAAAAAAAUUUCUGG